Closterium sp. NIES-65 is the source of this 1140-nucleotide messenger RNA. Lineage: Eukaryota; Viridiplantae; Streptophyta; Zygnematophyceae; Desmidiales; Closteriaceae. The record is from the annotation of a GenBank genome assembly.
AUGGCAGAGAAUAGCGGCGCUGACAGCAGCAGCGGGGGACACAUUCCGCAGUAUAUUCCUUCCAAGCACGUUCCAUUGACAGACCAGCUAGAAAAGGACAAGGUUCGUUCCGGCAAGCGAGGAGGCUCGGCGGUCGAGUUUUCGGCUGUGCGGCUGCUCGUGGAGGAGCGGGACCCCAUCGUGCUUCCGUUGCCUAAGGACGGCGAGGCCGUGGCGACGCCGGCGAGCUUCGAGCUGAAGGAGCGGUGCAAGUACCGGCUGCAGUUCGAGUUUACAGUCGCGAACGACGUGGUGCUGGGCCUCACGUACGUCAACACCGUGUAUAAGGACGGCGAUCAAGUGGAUACUUCUAAGGAGAUGCUUGGAGCAUAUGCGCCCCAAGCGAAGCCAUAUGUGUAUGUGACUGAAGAGGAGACAACGCCUGAUGGAGAGGAGGUCCGUGGCAAAUAUACAGCAGAGACAAAGCACAGCAUGACGUCCACCAGUUCCACCAGUUCUUUAAGAGCCAUGACGCGAACUUUUCUAACCGAUGGUGUGACGGCACAAGACAUCGCUCUGCCGCAUAGAUGUGCGCCUCCAGCAUCCCGCACGCUGUCGCUUCUUUCAUCCACCAGUAGAAUAGCGCCGCACUUUCCCCGGAGUACCCGGCGUGUUUUGACGCGAGCAGACCCGAAAGGGGACGCAAGGGAGCUAUGGCGCCGCGAGAUUGAAGCUGAUUCGGCAGCAGCAACAGAUUUUGAGGCGGUAGAUGCCGACACAGUAAGGGAAGAGGCGCAACGAUUGACGCGUAAGCAAGUCAUGGAGCGGCUCGACAAGGCGAGCUAUCAGGAGCUUCGCGAGCUGCAGGAGAGCGGUUACGACUCCGAUGGUGGCAGCACGCGGCCCGGGCUUGGUGGGAAGAGCGCGGAGAGCGGAGAGAUUUCUUGGAAGGAGGUGGUGGAUAAAAUUUUGGUUGCGGACUUCUUUUUAAUCACGAUCGCUCUUGUCUGGUUUUUAACAGGUGUAUUGCAGCGUUCUAUCUCGAAUGACGACGGGCUGCUGCUGGCGUGGUUGAAGCUGUGGGACCCCUUGUUCCAGCCAGCCAUAGGCGUGUUCAUGGGCUCUGCUGUGUUACAGGCUGUGCUUAAGAAAAGAGAUUAA